AUGUCUUCACGGGAAACCUACGAUGUGGCUGUUAUCGGAGGUGGCCCUAUUGGGCUGUGUGCGGCCUACGAAGUAGCGAAGUCCGGUCGUUCGGUUGUUGUGCUGGAACAGAGUAAUUUUUUCAAUCAGGCUGGCAGCUCCAACGACCUUGCGCGUAUGUUCAGGACCAUGUAUACAGAAGAUUACAUGGCCGACCUAGCGUACGCGGCUAUGUCACUUUGGGAUGAGCUGGAGUCCGACGCUGGAGACGAUAACCUCCGCCUUAUGACCGGGCUGUUGAACUUCGGUGAUCCAAAUUAUGGCGAGGGUGGCCCAGAAGGCACUCUGAUGGGGCCAGUGAAGAACCUGGAUCGACUGAAUAUGAGCUAUAAAAAACUUAGCAGAGAUGAUAUUGAACGAACUUACCCAUUCCGCAACCUGCCCGACAAUUACAUAGGGAUCUUCGCUCCCGACAACGGGAUAAUCAACGUCCCCCUCCUAGUGAGAACUCUCUAUCGCCUUGCGCAGGAUUAUGGGGCCAAGCUACAACAGUACACCAAGGUAACGAAGCUGGAGCCGGACAGCGAGGGUUGGUCGGUCACCGUUUCUCGCCCGGUGGUGUAUCAUGUUCAAAAGCUCAUUAUCACUUCUGGGGCAUAUGUGAAUCAUGUCAUCCGCCCUAGCUUCGACAUCCAGCUGAGACUCGAUAUCUGGGAGAUGGUGGCGAGCUACUUCAGUGUCAAUGCUGGCCCACGAGGAAGGAUAUUUCCCAGCAUGUGGUUUCAGUUCCAAGACGACAUUGGGGGACGCUCCCAGCUCUUCUAUGGGUUUCCGGCGCUUCCCUGGGGCCCACCAAACGUUGCACGGAUUGCAGUUGACGCUGCCACUCGUCGGAUUUCAGAUCCCGAUGAGCGGGAGACGAACGUUGUCAAUCCCUCCGAUAUUGCAAACACUCAAAGUUACAUCCAAAAAAAUAUCGCUGGAGUGGAUUCAUGCGCAGACAACAUGUUUGUAAUGGACUUCAUUCCUGAGGAGCACCUAAAGGGCGGUGCCGCUAAGUCCGUGGUCUUGUUCACCGCUGGCUGGGGCAUGAAGUUUGUCCCGCUAAUAGGACGUGCUUUACGGGAGUUGGCGCUCGGUGGGCAGUCCGAAUACGCCCGCCCAGAGUUUUCCAUCACAAGAAAGGAUCCAAAAACCGGCGAAGGAUUGAUCGACAAGGCUGGCUCUCAGCCAACGACUCCAGGUCCAUUUAGGUAUCCAGCGCAAGGCUCCAGUGGCAGAAGGAUGUGA
Messenger RNA from Aspergillus tanneri, 1269 nucleotides. Its product is annotated as putative sarcosine oxidase. NCBI's taxonomy places the organism in Eukaryota, Fungi, Ascomycota, Eurotiomycetes, Eurotiales, Aspergillaceae. Gene Ontology annotation, molecular function: flavin adenine dinucleotide binding; sarcosine oxidase activity. Bases 1 to 1269 code for a protein of 422 amino acids. The transcript has 6 exons. The record is from RefSeq and is a predicted model, not a curated record.